Messenger RNA from Paramecium sonneborni, 908 nucleotides. The record is from the annotation of a GenBank genome assembly. Lineage: Eukaryota; Ciliophora; Oligohymenophorea; Peniculida; Parameciidae.
AUGCUUUUUAAUCAAACAAUCUGGAAAAAAAUAAUUCAUUCAACUCCUCGAUAUUAUUUUUUCCAGCCACCUUUUUUUGAUGUUAACAAGGAUUAUUAUAAGAUUUUAAAUUGCAAUCAUACUGAUUCUGAACAAAAAUUGAAACAAGAAUAUUAUAAAUUGGCUAAAUUAUAUCAUCCUGAUAUCAGCAAAGGAAAUGAAGAAAAGUUUAAAUAAAUAACUGAAGCUUGGGAUGUACUUUAUUGAUGAUCAAUAUAGGUUUUAUCUGAUAAGCACAGAAAAUAAUAAUAUGAUGCAGCUAGAACUUAUAAUUAUGAUUUCUAAAAAUUUACAUCCAGUUAUAAUCAAUCUAGUUAACAAAAUACUUCCAGAAGUUUAUAAUUAUUUCAUAAUUCAAGGCAAUACCAAUCAUCAGUAAUUCUCUUAAGAACAAAUGGAACAAAUGAAAAAGUAAACUGAAGAAUUUAUGAAAAUGUUUUAAAAUGGUCAUUUUAAGGAGUUUUCUUAAGCAUUUAAAUAAGCUACUUAAAAUGAUCCUAAAUAUAAGAACGUUCAUACAUUUAUAAAUAUGGCUGAAAAAGUCGAAAAAUUUUAUAAAGAAAGGCAACAAACUCAAAUGGAAAAUGAAAUUAAAAAGGAAUAAAACUUUUCUAAUUUUGUAAAUAAAGAAGAUAGACUAAAAUAAUCAGUAGAUAACAUCAAAAAUGGAAUCAAAGGUAUUUGGAAUAAGAUUUCAAAAAAAUGACUAUGUUUAGUUAAAAAAUUUAUGAGAGAAGAUGUUUAAUGCAGGCUUUUUUUUAUCCAUCCUUAAUUAUAAUAAUCCUAUUUAAAAUUAAGACAGCUGUCAAUUCAAAUGUGCGAUAUGUAUUCAAGUUGAGAUUUUCUAUAGGCCAAUCAAAAACAUCUUG